AUGCAGACAUCUUCUCUCUCCAUAAUCCGCCACUCAUCUCUUCUCCUCCGUCGCACGUCGAUUUUUCACGGCGGAUACGGAGUCGGAGUUGGAAUCCGCCCUAGCUUUUACCUUCUCUCAGCGAGACGAGAUAAUCCUGAUGUCUCUAGAAAGCCUCAACCGAGUAAGAAUAUGCUCAGAGCGAAGCAUAUCGGUAAGGAUUACUCUUCCUUAGCGCCGGUUCUCUCGCCGGACCACAAACCUUCGCUCUUGGAGUCUCAAGCCAUCGGUACUGUUGCUACUGCUCAAGCCAACUUUAUGCGCGUCGUUGUUCACGACGUAGCUGGUUCUGAGAAGAGCGAUGAUGGUUCUUCUAAGAAUGGCGUUGAGCUGCUUUGCGUUGUGAGAGCUGUGUUGAAGAAGAUACGGAGGAGAGUUUUGGUUGGGGAUAAGGUUCUCGUUGGAUCUAUCGAUUGGGUUGAUCGGAGAGGAAUGAUCGAGAAUGUGUUUCACCGUCGCUCGGAGAUUCUGGAUCCACCGGUUGCGAAUGUGGAUCACUUGCUGGUUCUAUUCUCUCUUGAUCAACCAAAACUGGAGCCAUUCACACUCACCAGAUUCUUGGUGGAGGCUGAAUCCACUGGAAUCCCACUAACUCUUGCCUUGAACAAAUCUGAACUCAUCACUCAAGAGAAAUUGGAAUCUUGGAAGAUAAGAUUGCGAGGAUGGAACUAUGAACCAUUCUUUUGCAGUGUGGGGACUAAAGAUGGACUCGAUGCGAUUGCAUUCAUCUUGCAAAAUCAGACUUCUGUGAUUGUUGGCCCUAGUGGUGUGGGAAAGUCGAGCUUAAUCAAUAUAUUGAGAAGUAACUCUGGUCAUGCGAUUGAAGAAGAAAAUUGGUUUGAGCCUAUAUUAGGUAAUAAGUACUUUGAAGAUCAGCGUGUUGGGGAAGUUUCAAGUAGAAGUGGUAGAGGUAAACAUACGACAAGAAAUGUAUCGCUACUGCCGCUCUCUGAAGGUGGUUACCUUGCUGAUACUCCUGGCUUUAACCAGCCUAGUUUGCUCAAAGUAACAAAGCAAUCACUUGCCUUCUGUUUCCCUGAGAUACGGAAAAUGAUUGAGGACGAAAAAUGUGGAUUCAAAGAUUGCUUGCACAUUGGCGAGCCAGGAUGUGUAGUGAAAGGUGAUUGGGAAAGGUAUCCUUUCUACAUACAGCUGCUUGAUGAGAUCAGAAUCAGGGAGGAGUUUCAACUUAGGACUUUUGGAACCAAAAGGGAAGGAGAUGUUAGGUACAAGAUGGGAGGCAUGGGUGUGAAACAAGCUGAACCACGGUUAGAGCCGAAGAAGCAUAGGAGGGAGUCGAGGAAAAAGGUGAAACAGACAAUGAUCUCUGAGUUAGACGAGCUCGAAGAUGAAGAGAGUGACUUGGACAUAGAGGACGACCCAAUUGUUCGAGCAAUUGAGAAUGAGAGAAAGGGAUGA
Messenger RNA from Arabis nemorensis, 1458 nucleotides. Lineage: Eukaryota; Viridiplantae; Streptophyta; Magnoliopsida; Brassicales; Brassicaceae. The record is from the annotation of a GenBank genome assembly.